This is a messenger RNA of Hippocampus comes (tiger tail seahorse), 3093 nucleotides long. RefSeq names its product reticulon 1a (gene rtn1a). Gene Ontology annotation, biological process: brain development; endoplasmic reticulum tubular network formation; neuron differentiation. Gene Ontology annotation, cellular component: postsynaptic density; neuron projection; endoplasmic reticulum membrane. The coding region runs from base 125 to 2284 and encodes 719 amino acids. The transcript has 9 exons. NCBI's taxonomy places the organism in Eukaryota, Metazoa, Chordata, Actinopteri, Syngnathiformes, Syngnathidae. The record is from RefSeq and is a predicted model, not a curated record.
CACUGCCUCAUCACAGAACGCGUCCACGAAUACUCCGGUGGACAGACGCCGCAUUGCUGCGUGUUUGCCUCACACAUACAAGCCAACUCGGCACACACGACACACACACGCACUCGACACGAGCAUGUCCGCGCAGUCCGGCGACGAGCUCGGCUCGGAGGCCAAGUGGUUCGGUGACGACUACGGGCGCAUGUUUGGCAACGCGGCGGCGCUAGGAGACGAAGUGAAGCCGAAAGGCGGCGAGACGUCCGACGACCUGGAUCCACAAUUUCAUCCGUACCAGGACGAUGGGAAAAGGCCCCCUGUUGCUAUGGAAACUGCAUCUACAGGUGACCCAAUGACAGGCCUAUUUAGGAAGCCUAUGAAUGAUGAUGGUGACGUGUACACCUCCUUGCUGUCCAAUCAGAGCUUUACAUCAGGUCAAGAAUCUUCCUACCUGUCUGACAGCGUGGAAGCUUCCUCUGCAUCCCCCGGCCUGGACCACUUCUCCACUGACCCGUAUGACUUCAGCUCCAGCACCAAGACCCUGUCUGACCUGUCCAACGACAUGCCCAAGUCCCUGAUGGGCUUAGAAAAGACAGAAUCCUACAACUACAUGGACAUAAGCCAUGGGGAUGAUCACCAUGAUCAACAGCAGGGAGCGCUGCACAGCCUGGUGGACACAGGGUUGACCAGUCGUGACUCACUGGGUAGCUACAUUGAUAAGAACCCUGGGAUAGAAGACGAGGAUGAAGAUGAGAAUCUAGGUCCAGCCCUAGGCUCCCACUCCUUCCCCUACGUGGAGGAGCCCUCUGAUGAGGAGCUGCCAGACUACCGCUCCUACCGGAACCUCGGAGGCACACCACAGUCAGCCAGCCCUGUGAAGAUCACCCUGACCGAGUCGCAGGCUCCGGCAUCCAAGGCCGAACCUCAGCAGCGUCCCCCUCCAGCCACUGGGUGUGACCGUGAAAAUGUGCUCAGUGUGGGCCUGCAGGGCGUCCCCACUGUGACUCUGUCAGAACCGGAGGAUGAGAGCCCCACCUCCACUCCCAACGCUUCACCUACACAGAGAGAUUUCCCUUCCCAUGAUGUGUUCAAGGCUGACGAAGUUAAGUCUGCAGCUCCCAAAUAUAGUCCAGGCCCACAAUUUGGGAGCAGAGACCAAGAUGGCAGCAGUGCAGAGUCUGGAGACUCCGAGAUUGAGCUGGUGUCCGAGGAGCCCCCCAAGGCCAGUAGCAACCCGUUUGCCGAGCCACCCAAAAGUAAGGGCACCUUCAAUCAGUCCAGCAGCCCCUUUGACAGCCCCCCAGUUGUUUCCAAGGUUGGUAUCGGGCUGGCUGGCAACCAUGCCCCACCUGCAGCCUACAGCAUUCUGCGUGAGGAGAGAGAGGCGGAGCUCGACAGCGACCUCUUCAUUGAGUCCGCAUCGGAAGAAAGUCCCAAAAGAGAGCAAGGUGUCGGAGGCCCUAAUGUGGGACCUGGCCCUCCCUCUCCCUUGGUUCCCAGUGUACCUAUUGCCCGCAGCACGCCUCAAGCUUCGUCAGCCGAGCCCUCGCCCAUGGAGAAGGUCAACGCCGAAGAGGAGCGCCUGAGCAAGCCCAAGCCUCCAACUGCUACUGUGCCCCCAGAGGUGCGUCUGGACAAGUUCAAUCUGGAGGACAAGAAGCUCAACGAAGGCAAAGUGGAUCUUGGGAAAUCGGCUGCUGCCUUCCUACUGGAAGGUUUGAACAAACAAAAAGCUAUUGACCUGCUCUACUGGAGGAAUGUGAAGCAGUCGGGGGCCGUGUUCAGCAGCGUGCUUCUGCUCCUCUUCUCCCUGACCCAGUUCAGCGUGGUCAGCGUUGGAGCCUACUUAGCCCUGGCUGCUCUCUCUGCCACCAUCAGCUUCCGUAUCUACAAAUCUGUGCUCCAGGCUGUUCAGAAAACUGAUGAGGGGCAUCCUUUCAAAGGCUACCUGGAGAUGGAAAUUUCUCUAUCCCAGGACCAAAUUAGCAAAUAUGCUGACAAAAUCCUCAUCUACACCAACACCUGCAUGAGGGAGCUGCGCAGGCUUUUCCUCGUUCAAGAUCUAAUUGACUCUUUGAAGUUUGCUGUACUGAUGUGGCUUCUGACCUAUGUGGGCGCUCUCUUCAACGGCUUGACACUGCUCAUCCUAGCUGUGGUUUCCAUGUUCACUAUGCCUGUGGUCUAUGAGAAACACCAGGCACAGAUAGAUCAAUAUGUGGGACUAAUACGGACCCAUGUCAACUCUGUGGUGGGAAAGAUCCAAGCAAAGAUCCCCGGGGCGAAGAGAAAGGAGGAGUAGAUCUGCACAUCUCACACAGGAGGCUCGCUCACCCUUAAAGAGCCCGGUUAUCAUCAGAGGGGCGUCACGCUUUGUCAUCUUGGCAUUCUCGAAAAGCAUCCACUAGAGAAGCCUUCACCCUGUCUAGAGCAGUGUAAACACUAACAACACACAACCACACAUUCAUAACGCCUCUAGAUAGACAUGUUCACAACUCAAAAAGCUAAAGAGACAGGACUUUUUUGUGUUUAUUAUUCUAAAGUAAAAAGCAUGUAGUGGAGCCUUGGGUAAAUAUUUGAUAUCUUUGGUGCCGUUUUGAAUACCACGCUACAUUUUUGCUUUUGCAGUGCUUACCACAUUACCACAAAGUGUAUGGUGUGGCACCAAAACAAAACAAAAAAAAAAAAAAAACAAACAAACAAAAAAAAAAAAAAACCUACAGCUCAGUGGCCAGUCUUGCUCUGCUGCCAAUGUUCGCUGCUUCAUGUUCAAGUAAGCAGAUGGGGCUUCUCUCACACAAUUUCCUUUUGGUGUUUCCAAGCGCAAAGUAAUUUAAAAAUAUGCGUCUUAGAUGUGGUAUUUGUAGGUUUUUGCUUUUGUAUACCAAUAAGGAACAAUACACACGGUAAUGUUGUGGGUACUGUUGUACAACUACUAUGAAGACAAGGAGUAUCUGGUGAUAUCGAGCUUGUUUGAAUAACUGUCCAACUUUGUACUAUGUUCUACUAUACUGUGUAGUUCUCUAGACCCUGGACUCUUAACUAUUUGCACUUACACUAUGUAUUUAAUUACAAGAACAUGACAAAAUAAAUGUACUGUGAUGGAUAACA